CCUUUUUUAAAUGGGAGUUCCCCCCGGGGUUAGGAGGGCCGUAUGGGAGAAUAUUUAGCCUAGCGUCGUGCCAAUCGAAAAAAUUCUUCAAGCUUGAUUACCUUGUAAACGUCUAAAAAUGCCUGAAUUGCUCGGGCUAAAUGUUGAUGUGUGUGGCGCCUGACGACAGGCAUUAUGCUUUCGAAAGAUAAAGCCGGUUUUUAAAGAAAAUUGUAAAAUUAAGUGAAAUAUACGCUCUUCUCGACUUUUCGGUUUCGGGUUGGAGACACUAAUAUUUUCAAGGGGAAGCAUUCGGUACCUUGUACUUAGAUCAUCAGCUACAAAGAACUCACACCGGAUGCAUUUCUGUUUACUUUUAGGGGACAUUUCCACGCUAAAAUAACCUCACGGUUGUUAUGUUGUGUUCAGAUGUUCCCAUUUUUCACACUUCGAUAAUAAAUCACUCGGGGAAAUCAUUCUUCAAUUAUUUAUUUGAAUUUAAAAAUUGACUAAAUUCCCGGAGAAAGUCAGCUAUGUCGAGAAGCGCGCGCUAGUUUCUGAUUGGUGAACCUUCUUACGGUAAUUGAUGGUUGAUGAAAUCGGAUUACAUGGAAAUUGGUGCGCGUAAUGCGAAAAGUCUGGUUCUUGUGUUAGGCUUGCCACUCUCUUCGUCCUCGCGUUUUUUUCCUCUUCCAGCAUUUCCCCGUUUACGCCUGCAACGCAGGCCGUUAACGUCGGGCAGGAAAGUGCAUUUCACAGAGAGAAACGUGCUGUAGACACAUAUCUUUAAAAUGUCUGGUAUUUCAGCUGAUGUCCUCGGUCAAAUCCUUCUCAAAACGUUCCUCAAUUAUCCGCAAUUUUUCUCCAGAAACUACACUCUCCGCGAGAUGCUUACGACAAUUCGCCACAAUGGGACUAUGUUGCCUUUCAUUGCAAACGCAACAGGCCUAGAUGAGAGAGUGCUAGAACGAACUGUUGACUGGUAUUUGAAAGUAGCAAAGUAUAUGGAAACAAAAACAGCAACGCCAACGAGUAACAAAAGUAUAAUCUAUCUUUGCCUUCCCGAUACCAGUGCUGGCUUUCUGAUGUUUGCUUCGGUAUUCAUCGCGCUUGUUAUCAUCUUGGUUCUCUCUUUUUUAACUAAACGGAAGAGGAAAGCGUUGUUGUGCGGUAAAAUUUUCACAAGACCGGGAUUGUGUAUGUAAGUACAUUAUUCAUUUCGGUUUUGUCGUUUUUUUUGGCUGCCCAUCCAUCCCUGCACCAUCUCAACUCAGUUUUGAUAAAAUAGUCAUUUGAGACACCUUAACGAU
Molecule: messenger RNA, 1289 nt
Organism: Orbicella faveolata
Lineage: Eukaryota; Metazoa; Cnidaria; Anthozoa; Scleractinia; Merulinidae
Product: stimulated by retinoic acid gene 6 protein-like
Biological process (GO): vitamin A import into cell
Cellular component (GO): plasma membrane
Molecular function (GO): signaling receptor activity; retinol transmembrane transporter activity
Source: RefSeq, a predicted model, not a curated record